Molecule: messenger RNA, 1415 nt
Organism: Andrographis paniculata
Lineage: Eukaryota; Viridiplantae; Streptophyta; Magnoliopsida; Lamiales; Acanthaceae
Product: probable dolichyl-diphosphooligosaccharide--protein glycosyltransferase subunit 3
Exons: 1
Coding region: 100-1134 (344 amino acids)
Cellular component (GO): oligosaccharyltransferase complex
Source: RefSeq, a predicted model, not a curated record
AAUCCUAGUCGGCAGGCCGUCGCGCAGUUCAAAAUCUGAAACUGACCCGGAAAACGCCGCUCCGUACACUCUCUGGCUCCGCCGCCGCCGACGUAAUCAAUGGCGAUUUCCGAUACCCUAAUUCUCACAGCCGUCGUCCUCAUCGGCCUCCUCUCGAUCCUUUCUACCUACGCGACGGCGGACGACUCUACUAAAUCCAUCUUAUCCCAACUCUCCGCCCUCCAAUCGAAGUCCCCCGCCGGCGUCAUCCACCUCACCGACGACCUCCUCCGCCGCAUCACCUCCAUCCCCGCCCCCCGACCCUUCCACUCCCUGGUUUUCUUCGACGCUCGUCAUCUCCAUUCCAAUCCCGAAUUGCCUCUCCCGAUUCUAAAAAAGGAAUUCUCCCUCGUCUCGUCCUCGUUCAAAUCGAACAACCCUAACCUAAAAUCCCAAUUAUAUUUCUUCGAAAUCGAAUUUCAAGAAUCCCAAGCCUCCUUCGCCCAAUUCGGGGUAAACACUCUUCCCCACCUCCGGUUGCUUCCGCCGAGCGCCGCCGAUCUCAAGGCGGACUCAAUCCGAAUGGACGCCGGCGAUUUCUCGAGAUUCGCCGAAUCCCUAUCGGAAUUCAUCAAAUCCACCACCAAUUUCUCCGUCGGCCCCAUCGAUCGCCCCCCUGUUCUCUCCAAGCUCCAAAUCGCCAUUCUAACCGUCAUAUUCCUAAUCUCAGCUGCUUAUUUCAUCAAAAAAUUGAUUUCCGGGAACUCAUUUUUGCACGACAAGACCUCGUGGAUUGCCGGCGCGAUCGUCGUGUACUUCUUCAGCGUUUCUGGUGUGAUGUUCAACAUAAUUCGUGGAGCUCCAAUGUUCAUGGUGGACAGGAAGGAUCCUUCGAAUAUUGUGUAUUUUUACCAGGGCUCGGGGAUGCAGCUAGGUACCGAAGGAUUUUCUGUCGGAUUUCUGUAUACAUUUGUGGGGCUUUUGUUGGCAUUUGUGACUCAUGUUCUUGUUAAAUUGAGGAACACGGCGGCGCAGAGGUUGUCGAUGCUCUUCGUGCUGUUCGUCUCGUUUUGGGCAGUUAGGAAUGUGAUUUUGUUGGAUAACUGGAAAACAGGGUACCAAAUUCAUGGCUAUUGGCCUUCAAGCUGGAAUUAAUUUUGCUUGGUGAGUGUCGAACCAGACUGUUCUUGAGUAUAUUUUCUUACAUUGAGACUAAUUGGAUUGUGUGUUUUGUUUCCCAUCUUUGGUGGAUUCGUCUUAAUUGCAUGUUUUGUGUAGACGAUUAUUGAAUUUGAUCAUUUUAUCGACUAUACUGAUGAUUGAGAUGUGGUCGACAGAUGUAGGUUGAAUUUAGGAUGAGUGUUUUUCCUUACAUUGAGACUAAUCGGAUUAUGUGUUUUGGUUCCCAUUUUUUUGGUGGAUUCAUCUUUAUUGCA